Messenger RNA from Chelonoidis abingdonii (Abingdon island giant tortoise), 991 nucleotides. The record is from RefSeq and is a predicted model, not a curated record. NCBI's taxonomy places the organism in Eukaryota, Metazoa, Chordata, Testudines, Testudinidae.
GACAGAAUCAACUUGGAAGAGACACACUACACAUGCCAUGAGUGUGGGAAAAGCUUCAAUCGGAGCUCACACCUUAUCAGACAUCAGACAAUCCACACAGGAGAGAAGCCCUACACAUGCGCCAAGUGUGGGAAAAGCUUUAGUCACAGCUCUGCCCUUAUCAGACAUCGGAGAAUCCAUACAAGAGAGAAGCCCUACACAUGCUCAGAGUGCCGGAAAAGCUUCAAUCAGAGCUCAAACCUUAUCAGACAUCAGAGAAUCCACACAGGCGAGAUGCCCUACACAUGCCCUGAGUGCGGGGAAAGCUUCAAUCACCGCUCUGCCCUUAUCAUACAUUGGAGAAUCCACACAGGAGAAAGGCCCUACACAUGCUCUGAGUGUGGGAAAACCUUUAAUCAGAGCUCAAACCUUAUCAGACAUAGGAAAAUCCACAUGGGUGAGAAGCCCUACACGUGCACUGAGUGCGGGAAAAGCUUCAAUCGGGGCUCAGACCUUAUCACACAUCAGAGAAUCCACACAGGAGAAAGGCCUUACACCUGCACUGAGUGUAGGAAAAGCUUCAGUCACCGCUCUGCCCUUAUCACACAUCGAAGAAUCCACACAGGAGAAAGGCCCUACACGUGCCAUGAGUGUGGGAAAACCUUUAAUCAGAGCUCAAACCUUAUCAGACAUAGGAUAAUCCACAUAGGUGAGAAACCUUAUGGAUGCUCCGAGUGUGGGAAAUGUUUCUUUAAUCAUUCAGGCCUGAUCUUACAUCAGAGAAUCCACUGAGGGGAGACACCGUACACGUUCUCUGAGUGUGGGAAAAGCUUCAGGCACAGCUCAAACAUUGUCUCACAUAGGAGACUCCACAUGGGGGGGAGUGUGGGAAAAGCUUCAAUCAGCACUCAAGCCUCAUUAGACAUCAGAAAAUCCACAUGAGAGAGAAUUGUGAUAAAUCCCUUGACUAGGGUUGGCCAAAGAAUUUUUUUUAAAAAAAAGUCACAUUUGC